CGAUGGAGCCUUUCAGUUAUUCCCACACUGAAAAUAAGUUCAUUGGCAUUGGCUGCGACAUAUUUGCUUAUAUUGGUUAUUCCAAUACUACAAAUUCCACCAACAAAAGCUACAUUAGCGGGUGUGUCUCCGUCUGCAAUGGCCAAGGCUGGUCUUGGCUUGAUACUAACUAUUCUUGCUCUGGCAUUGGUUGCUGCCAGAAUACUUUUCCCGAGGAUCUUUCCAUCUUUGAGAUACGGAUUGGUAACAUGAGCACCUGGGCUGACGGCGGGGACUGGCCCUCCAAUCAAUGUAGCCUUGUCCUCAUUGCUGAGAAUAACUUCUCUGAAUUCCACCAAUUUGACGUCUCUUUCUCCAAUGUAAACAAGACGUACUUUUACCCUUCAGUAUUGAAUUGGGCAAUAGGAAACAAGUCUUGCCACGAAGCUCAAAAAAGAGGAGAUUAUGCAUGUGGCAGCAAUAGUCGCUGCGUUAAUUCCAAGAAAGGCAGUGGAUAUACUUGUCAAUGCAACUCAGGCUACCGUGGGAAUCCCUACCUUCCAGAUGGCUGUGGAGAUGUUGAUGAGUGCAUGGAGUCAAACAAUACUCUUUGCCAAAAAGGAGCUGUUUGCACUAACACGAAUGGUAGCUACUAUUGCGACUGCCCACCUGGUUACUACAGAGAUGAUGACAAACCUGAAUAUGAGUGUGUACGCCACAAAGGAAAACACAAUCCAGCUCUUCUUGUUUCUUCAGGAAUAGCAGUCACUCUUGUUCUUCUCAUCCUACUUGCUAUUAGCUUUUGGUUGAAUAAAAAACUUGAGAAGAGAAAGAAAAGCAAACUCAAGCAGAUGUCACUCAAGAAGAAUGGUGGUCUUCUACUGCAACGGCAAAUCUCUUCAAGUAGUAUAGGAAGUAGCGUUGAGAAAACAAAACUCUAUACCAUAGAAGAGUCGGAGAAGGCAACAGACAAUUUCAAUGCAGGUAGAGUUCUUGGAAAGGGAGGUCAUGGUAAAGUAUACAAAGGGAUGCUAUUAGAUGGAAGCAUAGUGGCCAUUAAGAAAUCAAUUGUAGUUGAUGAAAGGCAAGUUGUUGAGUUUAUCAACGAAGUUUUCAUUCUUUCACAGAUUAACCAUAGGCACAUAGUGAAACUGUUAGGUUGCUGUUUGGAGAGUGAAGUUCCUUUACUGGUUUAUGAAUACGUCUCCAAUGAUACUCUCUCCCACCAUCUCCAUAAUGAGGACCAUGCAUCAACAUUGUCUUGGGAAGAGCGCUUGCGAAUUGCAGAUGAAAUUGCAGGAGCCCUAGCAUAUUUACAUUCAUAUGCUUCUACAGCUAUCCUUCAUAGGGAUAUCAAGUCUAGGAACAUACUGCUGGAUGAGAACUUCAGGGCUGUGGUUUCUGAUUUUGGACUUUCAAGGUCAAUUGCCCAUGAAAAAACACACUUGAGCACAUUAGUGCAGGGCACAUUUGGUUACUUGGAUCCAGAGUAUUUUCGGUCGGGUCAGUUUACAGACAAAAGUGAUGUAUACGGGUUUGGGAUGAUUCUUGCUGAACUUCUCACGGGUGAAAAAGUGAUUUUAAAGAAAAUUGAUAAUGAGAAGAAUAUUAUUUCUUGUUUUACUUUCAGUACAGGUUACAACUCUUAUACACAAUGGAUACCAAUCCGAUCCACAAUUGGAGGACUAACUAUAGUAAUGCAGAUCAAUUAA
Molecule: messenger RNA, 1691 nt
Organism: Vitis vinifera (wine grape)
Lineage: Eukaryota; Viridiplantae; Streptophyta; Magnoliopsida; Vitales; Vitaceae
Product: wall-associated receptor kinase 2
Exons: 3
Coding region: 3-1691 (562 amino acids)
Biological process (GO): protein phosphorylation; cell surface receptor signaling pathway
Cellular component (GO): plasma membrane
Molecular function (GO): protein serine/threonine kinase activity; calcium ion binding; ATP binding
Source: RefSeq, a predicted model, not a curated record